AUGGACGCAAGCUACGAUGAGAUUCCACUCCAGGUGCAGGUCCCGGUACGGGUCUUCUCGGCCAGAUGUAGCCCAGUCGUCGCAGUGAUAUACUUUGACUUUUGCGGAAAGCCGGCACAGAUAUACGUUCCGGCAUACAAGCAAAAGGGACUCAGCAGCGGCUACGAAGUGCUCCGCGAAAUGCUGCAUCUGCUGGCCGUUGAUCUCGAGCCCAAGAGUCAUUAUUGCAUGCCGGUUCAGUUUAUACCAAUCGCGAGCCAGAUUGAGGAGAUGCUAAGAGACUUUAUGCUGGAUCAUGUACCGCCACCCGCACCCGCCAUUGACUGGUUGGGCAGCUAUCCUUUGGAGUGGUUUCUGUGCAUGGGCCGGCAGCAAUUUGUCCUGACCGAGGAUGAUCGCGGCAGGGUGUUUGCUCGGAGACAGUCCGCCGCCACUGAGGCUGAAGAGCUACCACCGACAAAAUACUUGCCUCCGAUACCGCGCGAUCUACCUGCGAUUCCCACCGCGCAUCUCAAAGUGGCCCCCAUGCGCUGCGGCAAGAACCGCAUCAGCGGAUCCAUCACCGUGGACAUGGGCCAGGCACAUCACGGCGCGCACACUUAUACGUUUGUGUGCAUGCGUGAGCUUGGCGCGCGCGCCUCGGCCGAAGGCUGCCAUCGCGCCAUGGCAUAUCAGAUUCAGCAGUUGGAGAUGAUUACGCACGAUUGCGUUCACUUGGGCGCCGAGCAGCGCCGCAACAUAUGCAUUCCCGAGAUUCGGGCCUACCUCUACCACGAAUUCGCACUCAAGCCAGACAGGCUACCAGUCGGGGCCCUGUUUGAGGAGCUGCCCAAGCUCGUCCCGCUGCGCUCCUCCAAUGCCCCUCCAGAGGUGUUCAAAGAGUGCGUGCUCAGGAUCUGCAAGACCGUCGAGUGGCUCGUGGACAGGGGCAUUGGAUGGGGAGGAAGCGUUCCCUACCACCACAAGGGCCACGCACUACUCGACGCAAUCGUUGUGGACGCGUUUGGCCGGCCAUGGCUCAUGGAGGGUUUUACUGAUACCCACGAGGAUAAGCUUCUGAGCGAUCGAGUUUCCGUUCAUAUGCUCCGCCUCGAGUUUGGUUUGCUUGGAACAGAGCCGGAUACAUGUGGUACCAUUGUGUGUUUAUGCUUUUGCUGCCUUCAUGCUGCAUCUGCUUCAACUCUACCCAAAAAUCUUUGCGGCUGCCCUCCUGCGAUGAUGGCUGAACAUUUGCGUGCUACUCAAGCCAGAAUCGUUGGGAAUCAUGUUGAAAUCAUAUUUGAGCUCAACGCAAAAGCUUUUUGCCUUUUUAUCCCGCCCUUUCGAAAGCAGACGCUACUGCCUCCUUACUUUACCCGGACCUGCAAUGCCCUGGUGCACCUGGUCCUCCAAGCGACGGCAGGAAACUGGCAUCUCGGGGUGCAAAAGCAAAUCAGCGACUCUCUCGCGUCCAUACCAAAGCCCGAACUGCUGUCCGUCUGCCGUGGAAAGCCGGAAAUACCUGGCUUUUGCUUUGUGCAAUUGUAUUUUGGCCAUGCGCCCCGAUCGUGCGCGCUGCAGCCCAACGCAUACGAGGAGCCCGUCAUUCGCUUGUCCAGCGACGGCUUCGACUUGGACUCGCAUGCGCUGGACCGCGAAGACCGGUACUUUGCCAGCCAGCACGCCACUGCCAGGGUUAGCAAUAUUUCGGCCAAUGAUGUAUCCGUCACUGUAAACACGAGCAUCUCUGCUUCGCGCAUCUGUGGCGAGGUUCGCCGGAGGGACAAUACCAGAUACUACUGCAUCGUGGCCCGAGAUGCCAGCGUCAGAGGUACGAGGCGUUGGGAGUGCCCUGAGCGGCGACAGCUCGUCGUUCGUCAGGCGUUGCAGGCCGCCUGCGCAGCCGAUCCUGACGACGAUGGCUGCAUUCGAGUGCCGGAGCUCUUGGCGUAUGUUCACGAUGAGGAUAUGGAGUGUGAGCGCGGCGUCCGACUCCAACGCAUCAUGGGCGCUCUAUACAGGAAAAUAGACGGCAUAGCGCUGCGCCUGCAUAUCAACACGCCACAACGACGGGAGCCGACGGCACAAGUUCUUGCGGAUCGGCUCGCGAGCAUGAUGGCAAGCCUACACCGGCGAGGGUUUGUCUGGGGAGGCGAGCACAAAGAUGGCCAGGACUCUUCUGUUGUUGUUCAAGAGGCAAAGACGCUCAUGGAUUGUCUCGUUCUUGACAAACAGGGUUAUCCCUGGCUGAUUGACGGUUUCGGCGCCGCGUAUCAUGAAGACGUGGUUCGCAGCGACGAGAAGGCACUCGCAUCACUGUUGACUCAAAUGAAUAUAGAAGUGACUGAGCCGGUAGAAGCGUUUGCACAUGACCAGGGCUUGUCGGGCUGGCCCGAGCAGGAAAUGUCAAGCACUACUAUAGGGCAGCCUUGCUGCCGAGUUACGGUGCACAAGUUUGGCGUGAACGGCUACGGGCGCGCAGAUUUCCGACUCUUACUGUUUUGGCCUUAUGCCGUCUCUACGGGUGAAUGGGUGCCUGGUGACAUCGGCGAAGUCGUCGCGAUUUCGAGUGUGUUUGCGCAAUUGUACGCUCUGGGCCUGAAAGUCAUGAUUUGGUCUACAGUUACAGCGUUGUUCGACUUGGUCUCUCUGGCCACAACCGGGCCAUACAUUGAAGGUACUUGUACACGCUCAGACGGAGCACUUCAGUGGCUCGCAUCCCGAUUAUCCAAGAAUUCGGCAAUCUCGUGUCUUGGUCAGCCUCUCCAGCUACGCAACGCCAACCGCUAUUGGGGUGAGCAGUUUGGCAAGAAUGCGUCUGUUGUGGUGUAUCCAGCGACGACGAAAGACGUGAGCCGAGCAGUACAGGCCGCCAACUGGUCAAAGUUUGGAGCAGACUUUUCAAUCGCUGGCGGCGCGCAUAGUCAGAUUAACGCAAGCAGUAGCUACGGAUUUGUCCUGGACAUGUCGUGGAUGAACAGCUCGAGGCUGAUUCGCCAGUUUCGCGACCCUGCCGGCGGCAAGCCUUUUGCUGCCGUCGAGUACCAAGGAGGUGCCAACUGGGGCCAGGUUCAGUCAGUCACAAACGGAACUGGAUACACUGCCAUUGGUGCACGAUUGGCUAGUGUCGGCGCCGGUGGCUUCUCGCUCGGAGGAGGCAUCGGCUUCCUUGCUGGUGCACAUGGCUUUGCCACGGAUCGACUUGUGCAGAUGGAAGUGGUUCUCCCUUCUGGUCAGGUGGUUACUGCGACAAGAACAAAUAAGCACUCCAAUCUCUUUUGGGCACUUCAAGGCGGCAGCGGCCAGUUUGGCAUCGUCACGCGGUUUUGGCAACGCGCCGUUGUCGAGCCGAAACAAAGCACCAUUGCCUUUUACUACAUCAAGGACACGGACGUUUUGCGGCUUCGACGCCAAGUUGUCGAGUUUUUCAAGACGAACAAAGAUCCUUUCAGCGUUGUUUACUACAGUUUUGGAUAUUUGCCCGACAACCUGAAUAAUCCAAAGCCAGAAAGUUAUGCAAAGCGCACUUUGCUCAUCACCGCGCACUUUGAUGACCCGACCAACCCGAGUCAACCAGACAACAAGAGAGCUUUCCAAAGCCUACUUGACGGUAUUGACGUCUCGCAUGGCAUCGUUAUUCCAACCAAUCACUAUUCAAAUCUCGUUUUCCUCGGCGGAGCUGCCUAUCCUUACGGAUACCGUCGGGGAUUCUAUGGUGCUCAAACGUCUGAAAUUGACGUUGACUACCUCGCAAAAGUCACCGACACCUUUUGGAAAUAUGUCGAUACUCUUAUCGAACGAGGCGAGAAACCAUACUCGGCAUCGUUUGUUAUGCAAUACAUGUACCCGGGCCUGAAUGGGCAUUUGCCCAAGUCUGACGGUGAUACUGCUUGGCCGCAUGCUCGUGUUGGUCAUCAGACUCUGAUCACUCCAGCGUACAAGCAUUUUGAAAACGACAUGCUUACAGUCGCGGCUGUGCAAGAGCUCAAUCACGUCACCUACGCGCAGCAAAAAAAGGUUGGCAGCUUUCUGGCCAACUAUCCGAAUUACAUUGCGCCUGGUGACAGCGGAUGCCGCGUCUGGGGCCAUAACGUGAAGAGACUCGCCGAUAUUAAACAAGAAUAUGAUCCCGGCUGCUUGAUUCGCAAUGGACGAGUUUUUGCCAGCCACGGUUGUAGAAUGGGAGGUUGGGCGAAUGUUUUUGACGACUGUGCAUGA
This is a messenger RNA of Beauveria bassiana ARSEF 2860, 4197 nucleotides long. RefSeq names its product FAD binding domain protein. NCBI's taxonomy places the organism in Eukaryota, Fungi, Ascomycota, Sordariomycetes, Hypocreales, Cordycipitaceae. The transcript has 8 exons. Gene Ontology annotation, molecular function: FAD binding. The record is from RefSeq and is a predicted model, not a curated record. The coding region runs from base 1 to 4197 and encodes 1398 amino acids.